UCAAUGGAAUAGACCAUUUUCCAGGUUUUGAGGAAAUAUGGCGACCCAAAAUACUUGCUACAUUUUCUGCCUUCCAGAUGAAAUUUUGGAGAUGAUUCUAGGUUAUCCCUCGUAUGAGCAGAUCAGCAACUUGCGCUCGCUGCACCCCUUCUGAAAGAUGGGCACAGCCCCAACUGAGAUGCCCUUCCCAGGAUUGAACUGAGGCCUGCCAGUUACCAACUAAUUGGAACCCAGAACUCAACAGUAUGCAGAAAAUUUGACCAGGUUUGUCAGCACCUACUGAACCAGGGUUUUGUCAAGGUGGACAUGUACCAUGCACAAUGCUACAAGACCCUGAAGGCACGCCUCCCGCGGAGGGAAUCGGAGCGCAGGAACCACCCCAUGGCACGGCACGCGGACAUCUUGUCUGCCAUCGAGACACGUCUGUCUCUUCUAGGCAUGACGUUCAUGAAGUAUGUGGACAUGAACCUGUGCUGCUUCAUCCCAGGAAAGGUGGUUGAUGAGAUCUAUCGGGUCCUGUGGUUUAUCAACUCCACGCCCGCCCCGCCGCGAGCACACGAGCUCCUGCAGGAGCUGCGCGACAUCUCCUCCAUGGCAAUGGAAUACUUCGACGACAAAAUCGCCCCGUCUCUGAAGUCCAAAAUUCCUGUGGAAAUGUCUGUGAGAAUAACACCAAACAUUCCAGUUGCUUCGACAUCUGGACUGGACCAGUACAGCCAGGUGGCGCGGCUGGCACAACAGGUGCAGGGACUCAAGAAGGACCUGGUGUCAUCACGUACAGCUGUGCAUGAGCAGCGACAGAAGGCCUCCCAACAGGAGAAACUGCUUAGCUCACAGAAACAACAGCUCGCCACCCUGCAGAAACUGGUUUCCCUUCAGAAAAAGAGCUUAACCAAGCAGAGAAAGAAGACAGGCCAGCUGGAAGAGGUUGUGGCAAAACAGGGACAGCAGCUUUCGCAGCAAGAGCGCCAGAUGGCAGAACAGCAGCGUAAGAUAGCCGCCCUGGACUCCCGCAUGGACGACAUCAGCAACCAGCUGGCAAAAGGUCCGCUGCAUGGCACCACCAAUGCCGAUGUGUACCAGCAGACGAGCAGUAGAGGAGGAGCUGCCCAACACAAGUACACAGGCACUAACAACAUGGACAAAAACAAAACAUUGAGAAACAAAACUGCAGCAGGCAGAGAGCUGAGGAAGAGAAGUUUGUCCAACAAUGAACAACCACAUUCCUCUACAGCAACCUUUCCUGCUCCCAUCGGUCUAGGAAAGAAGAAAAAGAGAAAGAUGGCAAAUGAGUGAUCAUUUGCUUUUGUGUCUCUUUCAUACAUAUGAUUUGUGUAAAAAAAGGCAAAUAAACUAACGUUAUAUGUUAUUGCAUUAUGAAAAAAAAACGAUUGGGCUAAACAAAUUUUUGACCAGCCAUGUGGUCUUUCUCAGGAUAACUGAGGACUUGGCACAUCAUUUUUUUUUUAUGUGAAAAUACUUUUAUUCCCAAAAAAUAAAAAAUUUCACCAUUGGAAGGGGUUAAGAAACUGAAACUCUGUUGUUUUUGAGGCUAGAGGGAUAUUUUUAUAUUUAUAUUCCCAUAUUUAUGGCCAUUCUGUGUCAGAAGUAUUUCCUGGAAGAGACAGUCCUAGACUUGAGGAUGUGUGCAGCUAAAAUUGAGCCCCCAAAUAAGGGUGGGGGGGCUCCAAAGAAGAACAGAUGGGAAAUUUGUUGAGUCCGAUCCUUAUGCUGUAGUUUGAUUUAUUUACACACUCUUGUACAUGUAUAUCAACUUUCAUGGUACAUGUGCGUACAUAUAUGUAUAUCAAAGCUCUGUGUAGAAGCCAAUAUUGAAGUCCAAAACCUCAGAUGUUGUCCAUAUGUAUUGCAGUCAAUUUAGAAUUGAUCUAAACAAGGUGUUGAACAUGCACAUUUGUAUUAUAUUCACAACUUUUAUGACAAGAUUACCACUAGUCUAUUAGUACUAUUAUUACUAGAACAAAUGCAUUUAUGUUCACUGGGAUUUGAUUUUUGAGGAAGGAGAAAAUGGAGUGUUCACAGCGGUUUUUAGUUUUUAAUAGCACUAUAGAGUACUAUACUGUGCAGUCCCCACGAACAGCCAGUCAGAAACCACCUCCUCCUCACAUCAGGGCAAGGGUGCUACAGAGCGGCAGAACCGUCUUUGAAAAACACGACAAAAUGAAUGGGUGCAAACUAGACGCAAACUAAAUGUGUAGUAGACAAAUGGGCGCCAAUAGGCACCAAUGGGGAAAGUACAUGUAGACACGAACUAGAGGCCAACAGGCGCCAUUAAUUCUGUAAAAAGCAAUAUGUCAGUUUCAACAUUUGUUGUAAAAAUCUAUAAAUGUAUUGCAUAUGUACAUGGUGCAAAACACGUUAAUAGAGUGAAAUCUGUUAUAUUGUUUGUGUCCAUCUGUUUUGGUCAUUUCUGUAUCAUUAAGAGCUUUUUUAAGGUUUAUACGUAUAUUUCAUAAUACAUGCCGUUAUAUUACCUGUGUUACAUAAGAUAUGAUAAGAGAGUUUCCUUUUAUCAAUCAAAUCUGUCUUUGAUGCAUUUUAUUUUAAUCAUAUUGCACUUUUUUUCUGAUUAGUUGGCAACACUGUAAUUUACAGUAACCUGCUCAUCUGGGCUUCAGACCCAAAUACACUUCACAUCAGUGUGACCGCAAUAGAAAAUUGAUGACAGAUUUUAUUUAUUAGGUGUUACCAAGGAGGUUAAAAAUCAUUGUUUUUUUAACCUCCUUGGUGUUACAAUAAACAGUUGUCCACUAGUCACAGCCCGGAGAUACCUCCUAUAGAGAAACAGGUCCUAAGCAGUCAUAAGAGUGUUCUAGUACAGGUACACUUGGCAUGACAUUCUUUUCUUAGCUUACAUGUAUGAGAAAUAAACAUGCCACAAC
Messenger RNA from Branchiostoma floridae (Florida lancelet), 2903 nucleotides. Its product is annotated as F-box only protein 28-like. Gene Ontology annotation, molecular function: protein binding. The transcript is spliced from 6 exons. NCBI's taxonomy places the organism in Eukaryota, Metazoa, Chordata, Leptocardii, Amphioxiformes, Branchiostomatidae. Bases 307 to 1296 code for a protein of 329 amino acids. The record is from RefSeq and is a predicted model, not a curated record. Gene Ontology annotation, biological process: protein polyubiquitination.